CCAAUCACAACGCUGCAUACGGAUCUGGUUGAGGUUCUUCGUGUGGCUGGCUCAUGCUAACCAUCAAUAAUCAUGGACAGCAGUGAAGACUAUUCUUUAAGUGAGAAAGAUGUUGUGAUUGAGGCUAAUUUGAGAGAUGAAUACUACUGGAAGCUUGUGGCAGAUUUCAUCGGUCCUCAGUCCGGGGAGGGAUUAGAUCUUGAUCAAGGGCCCUGCAGAAACAGAGUCUUAAUACAAGUGGGUCUUUUGCGGGAGGACAACAACUUUCCGUGGGUGUCUAUUGUUAAAUGGCUCAAAAAAAUAUUUCCUGCCCAUAAAACUGCUGAUUUUCGCCGACUGAUUGAAACAGGCAUCGCCACUACACUCAGUCUACUUGGAGAUUCCAGGCUAACUUUUCUUGAACUAGCUGUCAAUUUUGAUUUUGUAGGACCAAUUUGCGAUAGCAUUGGCAUUGAGCGCAAAGACCUCCUGGAGCUGAAGGAUUUUUCAGAGAGAGCACAAUUGAUAGAGGUUACAAAUGGUUUGGUCCUUGAAUUAGAUGACUUUGUCCAAAGGGAAAAUCUUGCUCCUAUUGUCAUAGUUCACUGGCUAAAAAACUUUGAUCCAAACUUUUGUAAGAAUGGAGAUUUUUCAAAAGUGCAUUCAGAGCUAAAGAUGAGGAUCAAAACGCUGAAAAUGUACUGCAAUAAUUCUGAAACUAAGAGCCGGAGAAAUAGAAGAUAUGUUGCAAAUGAAACUUUACUUCUAAGUCCAUUUGAUCUCAUUUCCUUUGAGGACUCACAAGAAGAGCCAAACCGGAGUCAACCGAUGGUCAAAAGACAUAAAAAAGAAGAGCAACCCGUUUUUAAAUCAGUUACAGUCAAAGAGGAGCCUGAAGAUUAUGAAAUCACAGAGGAGCAGAGAGUAGUGACAGAAUUCAAUAUCAAAACAAACGAGACAUAUAUGGAAAACAGUCAAGACCAAGACAAAGCUAAUGGUUUAACAAACAUAGGUUACUAUGAUGAAUCAUUAACGUUGCUCGACAUAGCAGUAGAAUCUGUCCACAAACUCUCAAGUGUCUAUGGUGGGAUCACAGAGCAAUGUCAAGGAGUGUGUCUCGAACUCCUUAAAAAUCAGUUCACACUUAUGCGCAAUGAGAAACCAGAAGUGGAUGAAUUUGAGAAAAGUUUGUCUGAAUACCCCUACAGGAUUUCACUCGGUACACCUGUAGAGUUUAUACAUCACAACGCGAACUUUAUCGUUGAAUUACAUCAGUUAGUGGAUGAGCAAAUUCUUAAUUUGGAAAUGGAGAUCACCCAGAAAACCGGGUCAAAACUCGGUAGAGAUAAAUUGCCAAAGUUUCAGAGUUUUGUAAAUUUCAAGGAAAGCGCCACUUCCCGCUACAUCCACAUGGCCUGCACUUUACUAAGUCCUAAGUCCUCGCACAAUACAACUUUUAGAAAACAUUGGGUUGCAUUUUGUAGCGAAAAGAGAAAUCCAUCAGAAUUGAUGGAAGAAUCAACUACCAGAAUCAGCAAUUACUUUGAAGCAUCGGCUGGUCUCAUUCACCAUUACAAAGAGAUGGGGCUGUUUUUCUCUGACAUGCUUGCUUUGGAAAGUGAUACAUCCCCAAAUAUUGUUCUAGAAAGCGUUGCCAAUGAUGCUAAUGAUACGAUAAUUCAGAGCUUUGUUUGUGUUUUGGCCUUGAUUUAUUGCAAAAUACUUGGCCCUUACAUGCAGCUCUUAAAAAGCGCCGCAACUUUCACCAUGUAUCCCUCCUACUUGCUUGGGCUGUAUCAAACGUUUCUGGAUUGGUCCAAAGAGCCGGCUACCCUACUCGAGCCUUACACCAAAACAAAUGUGUUUGCCCUGAUUCCUUUGUCAGAGAAAACUUACAGUGGUGUUUUCAGUUUCUGUGGUUACGGACCCACAAAUAGAGAGCUAAUCCGAGCCAGUUUGAAGAGAGUGGUGAAGGUGAUCACCACAGCUGCAGACAAGCACCUCAGGAAUUAUUUACCAGGAGGGAAAUAUUCACAAGUGCCAUCGCCGGAAUUGUGCCGUAAACUGUCAAGAUGCACUUUUUCAUCUUUGAUGGCGGAAAAUCCCUUUGGUCAAACAAAGGGGCAAGUUAACAGUGAAGGGUCCUCUGCUGGCUCUGAUGUUGAAGAUGACUAUACAAAAGGCUACUAUGCACAAGAAUAUAUUAAUGAUAGACACACAAAUAAUAAUAGUUUAAUAGGGGAUGUUGAAGACAAAACACAUUCUUUAAAAGGGCGGCGCCAAAUGCGUCUUCCAGAAAUCAUGGACAAAGAUUAUAUAAUUGAAACGGUUAAAAGGAAUGGAGGGCCGUGCAGAACGCGGGACGACCUGGAGAAAAUGAUGCUGCGCUUUGAGAGGAUGAGCCGAGCCGAGAGGAUCGAGUGCAUGCGCUGUGAAGUCCUCUAUCAAAAGAUGAUCCUGAACAACACAAGCCCAUAUCUGAAUGACACACAGGGAGGCGCUACUACAAUUGCAGCUAGACUGAAGAUGGCACUGCCACGCGUUAGACCUGGGUUCUCACUCGUCUUAGCCCCAAAACGGACAUAUCCAAAAUAUACCAAACAGAAAGACAGUGAGGUGCAGCAGGCAGCAGCGAAUGUUGAGCCACCACAAUAGAUGCAUAUCUGUUUUAGUAGUAGUAGUUUCAAUAACACUAAAUAUUUCAACAUAUUUUUGAUUUGCAUUAUAAAUUUUGUCACAAAUUACAAUGAUCAAACAACACAUUUAUUAUGUCUGAAAUAAACAUUUUAUUAUAUGUAUAUAAUACAUAUACAUAUUUGCUAUCAACUUUGCACUUUUCAGUUGAACUGCAAAAAUCAAUAGCAUCUUCAAUUUCCAUUUCAGUGGUAUAGUACUGUUGUGAUAGCAGAAGAUUCUAAUUGUGACCUUUGUAACUAAGUGCACAUGUUCAAUGAUAUGCAACUACAUGUUACAUCAUGUACAUAACAUGUUUUUACAUCUGCUUUGCACCUGCCUUGCCUCAUGGUGAUGAAUCAGUAUUUCUGUAGAUUCAUUAAAACAUUUGUUGCUGUAUUUCAU
Messenger RNA from Periophthalmus magnuspinnatus, 3057 nucleotides. RefSeq lists its product as uncharacterized. The transcript is spliced from 3 exons. The coding region runs from base 73 to 2634 and encodes 853 amino acids. The record is from RefSeq and is a predicted model, not a curated record. Lineage: Eukaryota; Metazoa; Chordata; Actinopteri; Gobiiformes; Gobiidae. Gene Ontology annotation, molecular function: 3'-5'-RNA exonuclease activity.